Molecule: messenger RNA, 1956 nt
Organism: Iphiclides podalirius (scarce swallowtail)
Lineage: Eukaryota; Metazoa; Arthropoda; Insecta; Lepidoptera; Papilionidae
Source: the annotation of a GenBank genome assembly
AUGUAUUUCGAUGUUACAGCUAUAAAACUGUGCAAUAAAAGCCAAGCUUCACUGCAAAUAUGUCAACUUUGCAAAAAUGACUUAGUAUUCUGCUAUAAUUUUAAAAUCAAAUGCCAAAGAUCUGAUAAUAUAUUAAACAGUUUACUUAAUGAAAUAGUAACUAAAGAAAUAGAUGUAAAGAGUCCCAUGUCACUGUUGACAAAAAUAGAAAUUGAAAGUAAUGGUGAGGAAAUUACAAAAGAUGAAAUGGACGAACAAGAAGAUGUCGAGUAUUUAGAUGAAAUUGACUUUAAUAUAGAGAAUUAUGGUUUAGGUAUAAUAAAAGCAGAGGAACAGUCUAGGAAUAUGGCAAGCUUUGCAAUUAUAGAUUCAAAAGAUAUUUCAUAUAGGACUUCACCAAGGAGGAAACAUAAACUAGCCAAAGAAAGAAAAAAAUUAUAUUCAUGUUCAAUUUGUCCUAAGAAAUUUCUAAAGGUGAAAAUGAUGAAAGCGCAUAUUAGGAGCGAGCAUGGACCUACAGAUCGGCCUCAUUCAUGUGUCAAGUGCAAAAAGACCUUCAGUUCUGAACAUGACCUGAACAUACAUUCGGCUUUGCAUACCGUUAGCGACAGGUGGACAUGCAACAAAUGCAACAAGGACUUUCAAGACAAAGCCCGCUUCCGGCGCCACAUCCAGCGCCACAUGGAGGCGAAGCGGCACACGUGCGCCGUCUGUGGUAAGCCGUUCUCGGAGCUGUACGCGUUGCGCCGCCACGAGCGCGUACACACGGGCCAGCUGCCGGACAAGCGUCACGAGUGCCAUCUUUGCGAGAAGAGGUACAGUUCGCGAACGCUCCUAGCCGCCCACGUGGGCCAGCACAACGGCAUCCGACCCUGCGUGUGUUCAUCCUGCGGGAAGACUUUCCCAUCCCAGCGUUUGCUCACCUCGCACCGGCUAGUGCACUCCGACAGUAAACCUUACGCCUGCCGGUACUGCGACAAGACUUUCCGCCACGAGUCGACGCGGAACACCCACCAUCGCACCCACACUGGUGAGAAGCCAUAUAUUUGCGCGUCGUGCGGCAAGUCCUUCAUCCAGAGGUCCAAUCUCGUGUUGCACAUGAGGACGCACACCGGGGAGAGGCCGUAUUCGUGUAAACUCUGCGACCGCAGUUUCACGUCAAGUUCCUCGCUUAAGAACCACACGAGGACCCAUACCGGUGACAAGCCUUACUCGUGUUCGGUUUGUGGAAAGAGGUUCGCGCGGGUGAACAUGCGGGCGCACAUGGCGCGGCACACGGGCGAGCGGCCGCACGAGUGCUCCGUCUGCAGCAAGCGCUUCGCGAGCGCCUGGCGCCUGCGAGAGCACUGCCGCUUGCACACCGGUGAAAAGCCAUUCGAGUGCGCGCACUGCACGGACAAAUUCGCAACGAAAUCGCAACUGAUGAAGCAUUUCAAGACACAUCAAAAGCAACGGAGGCAGACCAAUAAACGUGAGGUGUUCGUAGUGCGACAACUGGCAGAUACCGAGGGGAUUUGCGCUGUCGCCGACAACGUGACUUUCUCCGAUGGUACGGAGAAGAGAAACGCAGCCGAGAUUGCUGAAGAAUCCAACGGAACUUCCAGAUGCGAGUCGGUUAGUGGUCCGAAUUCUGUCCACGCUCAAGACUUGCCCCUAGAGGUGACCGAAGAAGUGGUACUGCAGGACGAAGGCGAAGAGAAAACGGAAGUGGUGGUGGAGAACGUUGUGGCUGACGGGGAAUACCGGAAUGGUGACGUGUGCGCGAGCACGGACGGCGUCAAUUUCGGCAACUACGUAACGGUAAAUGAAGGCGGCGUCAGUAUAUCCUCCAAUGCGAUGUUAGAGGGCGCCACCGUCAAACUCUACCAGUUGGACCAGAGCCUCGUCCAGAUUCACAGGUCUCGUAGGCAAUUGACCAUAAGCAAAAUAACCAGUAGUAAGAUGACGGCAAACUUU